Ictalurus punctatus (channel catfish) is the source of this 2729-nucleotide messenger RNA. It is a transcript of the gene toporsa, whose product is annotated as topoisomerase I binding, arginine/serine-rich a. The record is from RefSeq and is a predicted model, not a curated record. Gene Ontology annotation, molecular function: ubiquitin protein ligase activity; metal ion binding. Lineage: Eukaryota; Metazoa; Chordata; Actinopteri; Siluriformes; Ictaluridae. The transcript is spliced from 2 exons. The coding region runs from base 72 to 2336 and encodes 754 amino acids. Gene Ontology annotation, biological process: protein polyubiquitination; protein monoubiquitination.
GUAUUAUUGAAAAAAUAUCCAGGGAGUCAUUUCCGGCCAGGAGAGCCGAGUACAGCUAUAAGAUUGUGUGUAUGAUGGCCUCCUCAGAGCAGGACGUGGAGCUGCAGAAGGUUGGUGCUGCAGCAGAGGCGGCGUGUAAGGAAACGUCUCCGGACUCUAAGUGUCCGAUCUGUCUGGACCGUUUCAGGAACGUUUCGUACGCGGACAGGUGCUUCCACCGGUUCUGUUUCCGCUGCAUCCUGGAGUGGGGGAAGAACAAAGCCGAGUGUCCGCUGUGUAAACAGCCCUUCAGCUCCGUGUACCACUCUGUCCGCUCCGAGGACGACUUCAAACUCCACCAGCUGCGUCCGUCCCAGAACGGCUCCUUCGGCAGCGUGCAGGGUCAGAGGUUCCGCUACCGGACCACUCUAACGCACCAGCGCCGCAGGGACGGAUGGACACGCGGCAGCUCUCACCGACAGGAAGUGAUGCGUUUCCGGCGCUGGCUGUACCGGCGUGGUGUGCGGGUGCGCGGCGUGCGAGAUGGUGGUCGUUCCCGGGACACGUCUGCUGAAUUCUUCCGGAAAAACCCGGCAUGUCUGCACCGACUAGUUCCAUGGCUGAAACGGGAGCUGGCAGUGCUCUACGGGUCACAUGACUCAGUUGCUGAUGUCGUUCUUCAGGUGAUAUUGUCCCUGAUCACACGUCUCGAUAUGCAAGAUGAGACCUUCCUGCGGGAACUCCGCCCCUUCCUGUCAUCACGAACCGAGCACUUCCUGCACGAGUUCCUGAGUUUCGCAAAGUCACCGUUCAACAUGGAAGCGUACGAUCACCACGCUGUUUACGAUUGCCCCGCCCCCUUACACAUGUCUGUAGUUUCAGAGGAUGAUGCAGACAUUAGCUCCGCUCCUUCACCCUGGGAUGAUGAAACUCCAGGUCCAAGCUAUUCCAGCUCCACGCAAAGUAUGUUUACCGUAACCGUUAGUGACUCGGAUGUAGACAGCGUGAGUGAUGACGAAGAGGAGACUGUAAGUGUUAAUGCUAAUGCUACCGCUAACAUUAAUGUCGCUAACGCUGCAGUAGAUGAGGACGAUCACAGCAGCGAUGGAGACUGCGUCAUCAUAGGCUUCAUCAAACCCUCCGCCCAGCGGACUCCCGAGCUCGUCCAGCUGUCUUCUGACUCUGACGCCUCGGUGCAGGAAGAGCCAGAACCGGCUACCUCCAGAGAUCUGACCAAUCAGAGAAGCCAGAAUACAGACGAUGCCCCCGCCCACUCUGGUACAAAACACAACUCAAAGAGUAAACACAGGGGCAGGGACUGUUCCUCACGCAGCCACAGGCGGCGCUCUCGCUCACUCAGCUAUAAGCACAGAAGAAGAAGCAGAGAAACCACUCACAGCUCUCCAUCCCACAUGUGCUCACACACACCCCACAGACACAGCAGAUACACCGAUACACACUACAGCCGAGACACACCGCUACCGGCACAUGCACGAUCACGAUCUAGAACUCAUUCACGUUCAAGGUCUAGAACCCGUCCAUUCUCUAGGUUUAGUGCUCGUGCAUGCUCACGGUCAAGAUCUUAUACACGCUCGGGGUCCAGAACUCGCGCGCGCUCGGGGUCCAGAACUCGCGCGCGCUCGGGGUCCAGAACUCGCGCGCGCUCACGGUCAAGAACUCGCGCGCGCUCACGGUCAAGAACUCGCGCGCGCUCACGGUCAAGAACUCGCGCGCGCUCACGGUCAAGAACUCGCGCGCGCUCACGGUCAAGAACUCGCGCGCGCUCACGGUCAAGAACUCGCGCGCGCUUCUACAGUGUAAGUUGGAGAAUGCAAGCUACUCUCCAGAACAGGAAAUGCUCAGUAAGCCCCUCCCCUUCCUCACACAGGAGGUUGAGCCAUGACAAGCUCUGUGGAAAGCAGCAGCAUAAAUCCCUGCAUGGGGAGAGCAGGAGGAGGAGGAGGAGGAGCAGAGAGAAGCGUCAUCAUCACAAGAAGAAGAAGAAGAGAAGGCGGAGCUCCAGCAUGGUGGUCGGUGCUGAGCGUAGGAAGCAGCAUCGUCAUAAGAAAAAACACAAGAGAGAAAGGAGGAAUAGGAGUAAGAGGAUGGGGCGGGGCUCCGGGGCGAGCUCCCCCACUGUCCUCACAAUCCACACUGACCCAGAGUCUGCUGAAGAGGCCACGUCCCUUAGAGAUGCUGCAACACCACACAGCGAGCCUCUGAAUUCCUGUCCAACCUGCGCCAACACCACAACUCAUAACAGCACAGCUUUAAACUGUGCAUGUGAUAAAACUCCCUUGAAAGAGUCACCACCAUACGGCCCAUCAAACAUCACGCCUCCAAAUAAUUCCCCAUGACCCAGCCGAGCCUCAAACACAGACUCCCCGCGUCACCUCUCUGCACCUGCACAGAGCAGCCAAGCCGAGCUCCCCCUUUAAUACCUGCAGAGCCGUCAUUAUUGUGUCAAACAGAUUUAAGGCAUAAAAUCCUAUAAAUUGUGGCAGGACAAUCCAGAUUAAAGUGUUCAAACCAUUUUAUAUGCUAAUUACAUCAUCCUAAUGACGUCAUGUAUUUUCUGAUGUGUUUCUAUGGAAACAAGUGAACAAACAAAUGACUGAUCUGUGUUAAAAUCGCCUUAUUUUCAAACUGAGACUUCGAACAUUACAGUGCUGUUGAAAUCUGUUUUUAAAGUCGGAUGAAGCACUUAUUUUUCAGACUGCCUGUAAAUAUUAAAGAUGAUUUGAAUUUCA